AUGGCAGAGUCGGUGUCCCCUUCGGCUUCAGCACCCCCACCAUAUAAGGACGAGGUGCCUAGGGCGUUAGAGAUCGUCCCCUCAGAGGGAUUCUAUCCGCUAAUUACUGAAACUCGGAUAUCCCGUCCGGGAGCAGAACAUCGCCCGGCCACUACUAUGCAGGUUUACACGCAUGUCCCUUUUAACCCAGUGGAUUUGGCAGCCUUUAAGGCACAGGCAGGGGAAUUCUCCACGAACCCCAGUAAGUUUAUCUCAGUGUUUGAGGGAUGCCUGGCUAGCCACAAGCCAGACUGGGAUGACUGUAACGUCCUCCUGAAAACCCUGCUGUCAGAGGUAGAGCGAAAUCAGGUCCUGGCUAAAGCACAGGAAGAGGCACAGCGGAGACAUGACCGGGAUCCUCAGAAUGUCCCCAUUCCCGAUAACGUGCUCCCCCGAGCAGACCCUAGGUGGGACCCAAACAACCCCGGGGAUAUGACCCGCCUCAUCGUGUAUAAGGAGUUGCUUUUGCAUGGACUCCGACACUCAGCUGUCAGACAUAACAAUUGGGCUAAGCCUUACGAGCUCAUACAGGAGCCAAAGGAAAGUCCGGUUGCUUUUCUGCAGCGCAUCCGGGAUACAAUUCGGCAAAAUACUAAUGCAGACCCUGAUAACCAGGAAACUGAGGCAAUCAUAAAGGGUAUCUUCACCAGUCGGGCUGCCCCUGAUAUUAAGAAAAAGUUGCAGAAAAAGGAGGAUUUAAUGGGCAUGACUAUGGCACAGAUUUUGGAAGCUGCAAACAAGGUUUACAGCAACAGGGAAGAAGAAAAGGAAAGAAAGCAAGUAAAAUUAAUGGUUGCAGCAGUACAGGCUGGUGGCAAGAGAAAAUUUCAGGAAGGUAGAAGGGGCCGGGGAAUGAGAGGCCGUGGACGUGGGCGCCCCGGCUCACAGGAAAGAUGUCUGGGUCGCAACCAGUGUGCCAGAUGCCGAAAGGAGGGACACUGGAAAAAUGAGUGCCCCGAGAGGGAAGUUACCCCUAUGAUGGCAGCAGAGGAUCAAGACUAGGGGUGUCAGGGGAGACGGACUAUCCUGCCCCCGGAACCCCGAGUAAAGAUGCGGGUGGGAAAUUCGGAAAUAGACUUUUUAAUAGACUCUGGAGCAGCACGAACUGCUGUAAAUCAACCCCUUCAGUUGCCUGUGGCAGAUUCCCUCACUGUGGUGGGUGCUACAGGGAAAGGAACUAAGUGUCCGGUAUAUGCUCCAGCAGAGUGUGCUUUGGGAGACAGAACUCUAUCUCACAAACUAGUUUAUCUCCCCGAUUGUCCAACGCCUCUGCUGGGACGGGACCUGCUUUGCCGCUUAGGUGCCACCCUGCAUUUUACCCAGGAUGAAAUAACCCUCACCUUGCCCCCAGAGAAUGCCUGGAUAAUGACCCUUGCAGUUGAGCCUUCAGCCAUGCAAGCCCCAGAGUGGAGCCAGUGGGAAGACCAGGUUUUCCCUCUAGUGUGGGCAUCGGGGGUCCCAGGAAAAGCAGCCCAUCACACCCCCAUUAAGGUUCAACUCCUGCCAGGAAAAGGUCCAGUGCAGAUUAAGCAGUAUCCGAUCAAAAGAGAAGCCAGAGAGGGACUACAGGAAACUAUAGACCAGUUCCUAAAGCAUGGGGUACUGCGGGAAUGCCAGUCAGCCUGGAACACCCCCAUCUUGCCGGUGCGAAAACCCAAUGGCACAUAUCGGCUGGUCCAGGAUCUGAGGGCUGUGAAUGAGCGAGUCAAGACUCUGCACCCCCUUGUUCCAAACCCGUAUACACUGUUGGCCUCUGUAGGGGGGCAGUACACCCACUUUUCAGUCCUGGAUUUAAAAGAUGCUUUCUUCACGAUUCCAGUUGACAUUCAGUCUCAGGAGAUUUUCUCCUUCGAGUGGGAAGACAACAACAGGGUUAAAAAGCAGCUUUGCUGGACAGUGCUGGCCCAGGGAUUUAAAAACUCUCCUACCCUUUUUGGCCAGGCACUGGCCCGAGACUUAGAGGAAUGGGACAAUGAGAAUAAAGUUCUCCUCCUGCAGUAUGUAGAUGACCUGUUAAUUGCUGCUGUGGGUCUAACUCCCUGCCUUAAGGCUACUGUGAGCCUCCUAAACUUUGUCGGACUCCGUGGGUAUAAAGUAGCUCGGAACAAGGCUCAAAUUGCUCUCACAGAAGUGCAGUACUUAGGAUUUCACCUAAGGCAGGGGGAGCGUCAGCUUUCGAACGAAAGGAAGGAAGCUAUCUGUCAAAUUCCUGUCCCAAGCAAUCGCAAACGGCUCAGAGCAUUUCUGGGCAUGGCAGGCUUCUGCAGAAUAUGGGUUCCAGAGUUUGGACUGUGGGCUAAACCCUUGUACGAAUGUGUUAAGGGAGCAGAUCACGACCCCUUUCACUGGUCAGCAGAAGCUGACAAGGCAUUUAGGGGUUUGAAAAGAAAACUGAUGGAAGCCCCAGCCUUGGGUCUGCCAGACCUCUCUAAGCCAUUUCAGCUGUACGUGCAUGAGAGGAAAGGGGUGGCUCUGGGAGUGCUUACUCAGAUAUUAGGCACUUGGAAGCGUCCUGUGGCAUAUUUCUCUAAACAGCUGGAUCAAGUUGCCAAAGGGUGGCCGGCAUGUUUGCGAGCGGUUGCAGCCACUGCCCUAGUGCUUGGGGAAGCAGAGAAGCUGACUUUGGGGGGAAAAGUACAAGUAUAUACUCCCCAUAUGGUCCAAGCCCUGCUGGACACUAGGGGUGGUCUCUGGCUUACACAGGCUCGAAUGGCUCGGUACCAGGCUAAACUUAUACAAAAUCCUGAAGUUGCCCUGCAAACUUGCCCCUCCCUUAACCCAGCCACCCUGUUGCCAGAAACAGAAAAACAGGAACAUGACUGCUUGGAUGUAAUAGAUACCCAAUACUCCAGCCGUCCAGAUUUAAAAGAUCAGCCACUCCCAAAUGCAGAUUAUGAGUGGUAUACUGAUGGCAGUAGCACUGUUGUAAAUGGACAAAGGAGGGCGGGCUAUGCUGUUGUAACUCUCCACGAGACUGUGGAAGCGGAGGGUUUGCCUGCUGGAACAUCAGCCCAGCUGGCUGAACUGGUAGCCCUGACCCGUGCACUUGAACUGUCAAAAGGGAAAAGAGUUAACAUUUUCACUGAUUCCAGAUAUGCCUUUGGAGUUCUGCACGCUCAUGCCGGUCUGUGGAAGCAAAGAGGAAUGCUGACAGCUCAAGGCUCUCCGGUCAAGCAUGGAUCCCAGAUCCUCCGGCUUCUAGAAGCGGUACAGCUCCCCUCGGCGGUAGCAGUGGUACACUGCAGGGCUCACCAAAAAGAAGAUCAAGACGUGACUAAGGGCAAUGCAAGGGCAGACAGGGAAGCCAAGCGAGCCGCUACCCUGGAACCACUGGAAGCUGAAAAUGCCCAUAUGCAUGCCCUCAUCCCAUCGGUAGGAGAGCUUCCAGCCCCUCAGUACUCUCGUGAGGAGAGGAACCUAGCAGACACACUCGGGCUGAAGGAGAAGGAGGGAUGGCUCCACUCCACGGAAGGAAAAAUCCUCCUACCAAAGAAUCUAAUACUGCCAGUGCUACAGAAACUACACCAGACUACUCAUGCUGGCAAAGAGGCUUUAACCCAGCUCGUAAAUAAAUAUUUUCUAACCUCUGGGCUUAGACCCCUAGUAUCCCAGGUACAAGCUGAAUGCCUAGUCUGCCAGAAGAAUAACCCCCGACCAGGAGUGCCAGUGUUGCCAGCCACACUGAAACCUACCCCAGGCCCAGGAUUGGUUUGGCAAAUAGAUUUUACUGAGUUCCCUCGGGCCCAAGGGUUCAGGUACCUCCUCGUCUUAACGGACCGAUUCAGUGGAUGGCCUGAAGCUUUCCCAUGUCGUAACAACACUGCAAGAACGGUAGCCCUCAAGUUCGUCAAGGAGAUCAUUCCACGAUUUGGGCUUCCUCAAUGGAUGGAAUCUGACAACGGAACGCACUUCACGUCACAGGUUGUCCAGAAGAUAUCGGAUGCCCUACAGAUCCCCUGGAAGCUCCACACCCCCUGGCGACCGCAGGCCAGUGGAGUAGUGGAACGCACAAAUCAGACUCUCAAGCGACAUCUCUCAAAGGUUUGCCAGGAGGCAUCUCUCCGAUGGCCUGAUGCCUUACCCCUUGUUUUGCUUCGAGUUCGCGCUCUCCCAAAGGGCAGGUAUACCAAAGAUUUGCAGCCCCUCCCGCUGGAUGCUCCUGUCCACUCCCUGCAGCCAGGUGACUCCGUCCUCGUUCGUACCUGGAAGGACGAGCCUCUCCAAGAGAAGUGGAAGGGACCCCAUACUGUCCUGCUGGUCUCACACACAGCUGCAAAGGUUGAGGGACACAAGCACUGGAUCCAUCACUCUCGUCUGAAAGCAGUGCCUGCUCCUGAACGGUGGACCGUCCAGCCUGCGGAAAACACUGCCAGUGACGAUUUGGGACUUAAACUGUUGUUUAAAAGACAGUGA
Gopherus flavomarginatus (Mexican gopher tortoise) is the source of this 4452-nucleotide messenger RNA. RefSeq lists its product as uncharacterized. The transcript is spliced from 2 exons. Lineage: Eukaryota; Metazoa; Chordata; Testudines; Testudinidae. Gene Ontology annotation, molecular function: zinc ion binding; aspartic-type endopeptidase activity; nucleic acid binding. Gene Ontology annotation, biological process: proteolysis; virion assembly; DNA integration. The record is from RefSeq and is a predicted model, not a curated record.